Molecule: messenger RNA, 2230 nt
Organism: Condylostylus longicornis
Lineage: Eukaryota; Metazoa; Arthropoda; Insecta; Diptera; Dolichopodidae
Product: polypeptide N-acetylgalactosaminyltransferase 35A-like
Exons: 2
Coding region: 97-1974 (625 amino acids)
Biological process (GO): regulation of Notch signaling pathway
Cellular component (GO): Golgi apparatus
Molecular function (GO): Notch binding
Source: RefSeq, a predicted model, not a curated record
UUUUAUGUAAUUUUUUUAAAACUAGUUUAAAAUUAGUAACAAAAUUAAAAAAGACAAGGAUUAUAAUAUUUUUUGAGUAUUAAGAAAGAUGACGUAAUGUUUCAUCCCAUUAUGUCGUUUUUAAAGUGCUUUAACAAACCAUUUUGUUUUGGAAUAAUUGUUGCAUCUGUAACAUGGGUAGUAACAAUAGCUUUAUAUUUACAUAUAGUUACUAAAAAAACUCCUAUGCAAAAUGCAGUUCUUCAUCAAAAAACAUAUUCAUCAUCAUCCUCACUGUCUUUAUUGAAAUUGUUUCAAAAUAAUGUUCCAACAUUCCAAUUUAAUCAAAGUGUAAUUGAUUCACAUAAUUUAGAGCCAAUAUUUCAUUUCGAUAGUGAUUAUGGUGCUGGAGAAUUGGGAAUUGUUCGCACUAUAGAGGACAAACAUAUUAGAGAUAUAGGAUAUAAGCAGCAUGCAUUUAACGCUUUAGUUAGUAACAACAUAGGAUUAACACGUAAUAUUCCUGAUACCAGAAAUAUUGUCUGUUUGGAACAAAAAUACUCAAUUGAUUUGCCAUCAGCAUCUAUUGUUAUGUGCUUUUUUAAUGAACAUCUAACAACAUUACUACGCUCAAUAAAUUCUGUGUUACUGAGAUCUCGGAAAAAUUUGUUAAAAGAAAUUAUACUAGUUGACGAUUUGAGUGACUUACCGGAUUUAAAGAAAGAUCUUGAAGAUAAGAUAAGAGAUAUUGAUAUAGAUAAGAAAGUGAAAAUUAUUCGAAAUGAAAAUAGAGAAGGAUUAAUCAGAUCACGUGUUAUUGGAUCAAGGGCUGCAAUAGGGGAUGUUUUAAUAUUUUUAGAUAGUCACAUUGAAGUGAACAAUCAUUGGCUAGAGCCAUUAUUAGAUGCAGUACAACGAGAAAACUCUACAUUAGCAGUUCCAGUUAUUGAUAUUAUUAAUCCGGAUACAUUUGCUUAUUCCCCAAGCCCCUUAGUAAGGGGAGGAUUCAAUUGGGGAUUACAUUUUAAGUGGGAAAAUCUUCCUGUUGGAACAUUGGUGAAUAACGCGUCCUUCGCAGGACCAUUCAUAUCGCCGACAAUGGCAGGGGGUUUAUUUGCUGUUAAUCGUCAAUAUUUCAAAUUCAUUGGUGAAUAUGACAUGGGAAUGGAUAUUUGGGGUGGUGAAAAUCUAGAAAUAUCAUUUAGAGUAUGGCAAUGCGGCGGAGCAAUAAAAAUAUAUCCUUGUUCUCGUGUUGGUCAUAUUUUUCGGAAAAGAAGGCCUUAUGGAUCAACAGAUGGCUCCAACACAAUGAUGCACAAUUCCCUUCGUUUAGCUUAUGUUUGGAUGGAUGAAUAUAAAGAAUAUUACAUAGACGGACAGAAAAAGUGGGGACAAAAAGUUUUUGAAUUUGGCAAUAUUGAUGAUCGUUUAGAAUUACGAAAACGACUAAAUUGCUCAUCUUUUAAAUGGUACAUUGAAAAUAUUUACCCAGAAUUAGAUAUACCUGGUCAAAAACGUAAAAUAAUUGAUUCGUCAAAUCAAAAGGUUGCAUAUCAUCCUUGGCAUACUAGGAAACGAAAUUAUAUAAAAUUAGAUUUUAUGAUUCGGUUAUCUGAUACGGACUUAUGUAUUACUGUUAAGAAUCAGAAAAAAGAGAACGGUUUUUGGAAGCGUGGAAGCACAUUAUAUUUGAAACCAUGUACAAAAGCUAAGAAUCAAAUGUGGUAUCAAACCGAAAAAUCAGAAUUAAUACUAGAUAAAUUGUAUUGUUUAGAAGCAUCAGCUGAUUCAGGAAAAUCUGCUCCCGUAAUAGGGAAGUGCCAUGAAAUGCUUGGAGAUCAACAAUGGCGUUACACAUCAGAAAGUGGAAACUCUCCUAUAUAUAAUUCCGCAACAGGAACUUGUAUAAAAGCAAAUGCAGCAACAGUUGGUUCUCAAAUAAUUCUAGAUUUAUGUUCAAAAACAAAUUUGAAUAGUUGGGAUUUUUAUAGUUAAGUAAUAUAAUUUUAGAAAAGAUGAUAAGGUUUUACUUGAAAUCGGAAACUUUAACUACGGAUAAUUGUUGCGCAUAUGUUUGUUGAGUUGUAUUAAAGAAUUUGUUUUUGCUAAUUGUGAAAACAAAUAGUCCUCAAACUACAUUUCUAAUGGUAUUAUUAUGUAAUAUUUACUAUUGAUAUUAUUUUGAUUCCAUUUUAGCAUUUUAGAAUAAAUUAUUUUCCAAUUUUUAUUAAGUUUAUACGUUAAAAAGAAA